AUGGCGGAGAAGAAAGAGACAGAUUUUCCUUUAAGAGUUUUCACUGUUGCGUUAGGGUUUAAUGACGGUGGUUCAUCUUCUCCAUGGCGGAAACCCAGUAACAUCAAUGGGCAAAAGGAAGAUGAGUCUUUGGAGCUCAUGUGUUGCUGCAGGCAUGCCACGUCAUCGGUCGGUUCUCGUUUGUAUGUGUAUGGUGGUCUUAGGGAAGUUGGUGGCGGUUGCAGGGGUAACAGUGGUGGUAGUGGUAGAGGUGGUUGUGGUGGCAGGGGUAGUGGUGGUGGUGGGAGUGGUUGUGUUGGUAGUAAUAGUGGCAAAAAUAGCAGUAGCAGUGGUGGCGGAGGUGGUGAUGAGUAG
Lactuca sativa (garden lettuce) is the source of this 354-nucleotide messenger RNA. NCBI's taxonomy places the organism in Eukaryota, Viridiplantae, Streptophyta, Magnoliopsida, Asterales, Asteraceae. The record is from RefSeq and is a predicted model, not a curated record.